AAAGCCACCGGAGAAGAAGCUCCCGCAGAUCCCCGACCGCCGGCAGACAAAGGGAAUCGGGCCGGCGGCGGGCGGGGAGCGCCGUGGCCGCCCCCCGGGGCCGGGCCAGCACUGGGGCCGUCCCCCCGGUCCGCGGCGGGGCCGGGCCGGGCCAAUGCGGCCGGCGGCGGCGCGCCGCUGCCCGCCGCAGCCAAUGGAGGGCGCGGGCAGGAGGGCUGCUGCCGGGGGCCGGGGGGUGGCGGGGGGGGCCCCGCCAAUCGCGGCGGGCCGAUGGCAGGGAAAUACUAUUAUGCUAAUGGUUGUUUUGCUCGCACUCGCGCGGAGCGGGGUUUAAAAGCCAGGCGGCCGGGGGUAGGGGCUCAGAGGCGAGAGGCAGGGCCGACAGGAUCACAGGCGGGAGGGGAGGGGAGGCGAAGCGAGGAGCGACGGGUGGGGCACCUACCCCGUCCGAGCCCACCCCACCCACCCUGCGUCCUCGCCAGCGGCGAUGUCCAACGUGCACCUCUCCGCCGCCGCCGCCGCCCUGGAGCGCCUGUCCGUCCGGCGGGCCCUAGCCGGGCACGGCCGCAGCCCCGUCUGCAGGAGCCUCUUCGGGCCAGUGGACCAUGAGGAGCUGGGCCGGGAGCUGCGGAGCCGCCUGAGGGAGAUCGGGGAGGAUGACCAGCGCCGCUGGGACUACAACUUCCACACCGACACGCCGCUGCCAGGGCCCGGUCGCCUGCGCUGGGAGGAGGUGGAAGGCGGCGCUGUGCCCGCUUUCUACCGGGAAACGCUGCAGGUGGGGCGGUGCCGCGUCCCGCUCCUACGGGCGCCCCCCUCACCGCCGCCGUCACCGCCGCCCCCCGCAGCCGCCGCCGCGAGCAAGGGGCCCGGAGGGCGCCUGAGCCGGGAGAACCGCGCCGCGCCCCGCUGCCGGGGCAUGCGGCUCUGCCGGAGGGGCCCGGCGGCCCGCAUCACAGAUUUCUUCGCGAGGAGGAAAAGGCCGGCGGAGCCCAAGGCGGCGGCAGAGCGCCCCGCCGGCUGCCCGCCGCCCCCCGCCGCCGCCACGGCUGAGCAGGCCCCCCGCAAACGGCUCCGGUGAGCCAGACUUUUGCACUACGGCACCCACGGGAGAGGCGCACCGCCCCCCGGAGGCGCGGCGCCCCGGAGGCGCGGUGGGGCCGGGGCGGUCGGCGCGGCGAGCCGGGACCCUCCCCCACGCCCGCCCGCCCGCCCGCCCCGGGAGUGGGACCGGGAGACGGAGUCGGAGCGAAGCCGGAGCGCCUGCCCGCCGGCCUUGGCCGCGCACGGAGCAGUGUUAACGUACAACUGUGCAAUGUAUUACGUUUUGUAUAGAAAUGUAUUAUGCCUAAUGUGAGUACACUGGCCAGAAGUGUAAAGCUUUAAAAGUCAUUUAUGUGAAAUGCUUAAUUUCUGCUGAGCUCUCAGUGCAAAAAAAAAAAAAAAAGGGGGGGGGGAGGGGGGAAAAAAGGAAAAAGAAAAAAGCGACUGUAUAUUUGUACAAAACUUUUUUUAAGAGUUAUACUAACUUAUAUUUUCUAUUUAUGUCAGAAAUGUGGAUAACUUCGACAUCCAAUAGCCUUUUUCUUUUGGUUAAGCCAAAGGGCACUAUAUUUGCUUUUGUUAUUUACAAAAUGUAAAUUUAUUUUUAUAGUGGGAAUUUUUUUUUUUUUUUUUGCAUUCACAAGAUGUAGUUACGAAUCAAAAUAUUUUUUAGACUUGAAGACAAAUCUGUUUCAAUGGUUCCUGAGCCGGUCUGUACCACUGCCAUUGCAAAUAAUGCCACAACUUCAAAAAUACUAAAUAAAGCCAGGAAACGCC
Molecule: messenger RNA, 1821 nt
Organism: Strigops habroptila (Kakapo)
Lineage: Eukaryota; Metazoa; Chordata; Aves; Psittaciformes; Psittacidae
Gene: CDKN1C
Product: cyclin dependent kinase inhibitor 1C
Exons: 3
Coding region: 488-1081 (197 amino acids)
Biological process (GO): regulation of cell cycle
Cellular component (GO): nucleus
Molecular function (GO): cyclin-dependent protein serine/threonine kinase inhibitor activity
Source: RefSeq, a predicted model, not a curated record